This is a messenger RNA of Exserohilum turcica Et28A, 1103 nucleotides long. RefSeq lists its product as uncharacterized. The transcript has 4 exons. Lineage: Eukaryota; Fungi; Ascomycota; Dothideomycetes; Pleosporales; Pleosporaceae. Gene Ontology annotation, biological process: 'de novo' protein folding. Gene Ontology annotation, cellular component: endoplasmic reticulum; endoplasmic reticulum membrane. The coding region runs from base 69 to 791 and encodes 240 amino acids. The record is from RefSeq and is a predicted model, not a curated record.
CCCUCCCACGCUCGCUUUCGCCCCGACCGGCCGCCCACACUCGUUCACCACCAUCGCCAUCCGCCAAAAUGAUGUCACGGAUAGCCGCGCUGCUCCUCUCAGGAGUCGCCAUGAUGCAUGCGCACGCCCAGACGACGCCAGCCGACCUCGUGGGCACUUGGACGAGCAAAGCGAACUCGACCAUGACCGGACCCGGCUUCUACGAUCCCGUCGCGGACAGACUGAUUGAGCCGAAGCACACGGGCAUCAGCUACUCCUUCACAGCCGACGGCCACUAUGAAGAGGCCUACUAUCGCGCCAUCGCAAACCCCCAAGACCCCAGUUGUCCCCAGGGCAUUAUGCAAUGGCAGCACGGCACAUACGAGAAACUCGCCAACGGCUCUCUAGUGCUCACCCCCAUUAAGGUUGACGGCCGCCAACUCUAUUCGGACCCAUGUUCGUACAAGACGGCCGUGUACACGCGCUACAACGCUUCCGAGCUGUUCAAGAGCUAUGAAUACGUUGCAUCCGACGCCUACGCCAAGAUACCGCGCAUCACACUAUACAAAUUCGACGGCGCUCCCAUGAUGCCCUUGUACCUCGCCAUGUCCAAGCCCGAGAUGCUCCCUACCACCACGCUUAACCCACUUGUCACGCAGACGGCUUCUGCAAAGAACUCGAAGCGUGGCGAACUACCCAUGAACCACGAGGUGGUUUUCCAGCGGACCCCCGGUUCCGUGAGGGCUGAUCAGUGGUGGUGGUUUGGUGUUUUCCUGACUGCAAGUGGAAGCAUGCUUUGGUACUUUUUCUAAGAAAAGAGAACAUCUUUGUCGGCUUGUGGGGUAACUACGAAAAGGAUCAGGCGCAUGCGAGGAGUUUCAGCAUCAUGACGGAGUUUAUACGAGCAGUGUGUUUUUUGUUUAUGCCGGGCUGAGAUAAUAAUGACGGUUUGUUUGGUAUGCAAAUAAGCAUGUAGGGUGGUAUGGUGGCGUUUUCGGCAUGGUAUGGUCUGGCAAUCAGGUUCUAGUAUAGAACAUUGUCUUUGGGGGGUUAAAGUUUUUCUUCAUAUCGAAAAUGAUUGAAUGGGACACCAUUCAUGUAUGAUAUCAUAUGCCUUUCUGUAG